This is a messenger RNA of Impatiens glandulifera, 2253 nucleotides long. RefSeq lists its product as uncharacterized. Lineage: Eukaryota; Viridiplantae; Streptophyta; Magnoliopsida; Ericales; Balsaminaceae. The record is from RefSeq and is a predicted model, not a curated record. The transcript has 10 exons. Bases 239 to 2155 code for a protein of 638 amino acids.
AAACGCGCGUUAUUGACUUCAAAGGAAGAUUUUGAUUAAUUGAGUGGUCGUCACGGCGUGACAAUUGCUUCUCUGCGUUGAACCAAGAAAGCGUACAUGGCGGCCAACCUUUUCUUCAUCUAUUCCAUUGACUAUUUCCUCUGUUCCAUCAAUUCCCCUUCUUCCUUUCUAAUUUUCCCUUCUUCUCGUAUCGCAAACACCAUCAUCAUCAACAAAACCCAUCAACGGCGACGGCGACAUGAGGACGUCCUUAAAGAAACUAAAGGGUUUCUCCAUAUCAGCCAGUACCAAAAGAAAUCACCUUGCCGGAGAUACAAAACCGCCUCUUCAACCCCACUAUGAUGAACUUUCUCAGGCUUCACAGGAUGUGAAGGAGAUGAAGGAGUUCUAUGACAGUUUGAUUUCUGCAGCAGCAGCAACUUCUAACAGUGCAUAUGAAUUCUCAGAAUCAUUGAAUGAAAUGGGUACUUGUCUUCUCGAGAAGACUGCAGUCAAUGAUGAUGAAGAAAGAGGCAGAGUUCUGCUAAUGCUGGGAAAAGUUCAGUUUGAACUUCAGAAACUAGCUGACAAUUAUCGAUCGCAUGUUGUGAAAACAAUUCAAAAUCCAUCGGACUCCCUUAUUACUCAGCUCGAAACACUCGAGGAUAUGAAGAGACAAUGCGAUGAGAAAAGAAGAACGUACCAAGAAAUGUUAUCAAGUUAUAGAGAAAACGGGAGAUUUAAAGGCAACAACAGAACAGAAAGUAUCUCUUAUAAGCAAUUGGAAGCAGCUCGUGAUGAAUACGAGGAGGAGACUAAUUUGUUUGCGUUCCGUUUGAAAUCUUUGAAAGGAGCGCAAUCCCACAGCCUACUCACGCAGGCGUCUAGGCACCAUGCUGCGCAGUUGUGCUUCUUCAGGAGGGCUCUCAAAUGCCUUCAAUUGAUCGAACCAUAUGUUAAACGGAUUGCUGAAGAACAACAUAUCGUUUACCAGUUCAGGGAGCUUGAAGAUGACGAGGACGAUAAUGAAGCCAGUUAUAUGGAGGAGGAUAGCAUUGAUAAUGAUGGAAAGAGCAAUUAUGACAGUGAUGAUGUUGAGCUCAGUUUCAGCUAUGGGAAAUUGGACGAGAAGAAGGAGAAAGACAUGACAACCGUUUCUUCUUCCCCCACAAAGUCAAUGGAGCUAGAAAGUACAGUUCACCCGUCUCCAACACUAGGUGUUGUUGAAGUAGUCAAGGAGAAACUUGAGAGUAAACGUGGGCUGCGUUUACCUAUCGCUGUUUGUCGAGAAAAUAAGAUCAUUAGUCAAUCGGCGCCAAUCUUGAGUACAAAGAAAGGUGAUCAUGCUCCUGAAAGGUCUGCACAAUUACAGCAGUCAUCUUCAACAAAGAAGAAGAUCCACUCUUAUGUAUUGCCCACUCCAGAGAAGCCUAAGAAUUCAGAUCCCAGACCAUUUUUUGGUAGGGACGUCAAAAACUACUUGCAUUCAUCUCCUCUUCAACAGAAAAAAAUGGAAGAAGAGAGAGCACCGUCUGUACCCACCACUAACCACCGGACAUCAAGUCCCUUCUCCACUCCUCUCCUCCCCCUAGAGGAGAAGCUGAUGAGACCCCAUAUUGGUACAUAUAAUAAUAAUAAUAAUAAUAAUACAGAAGUGGAAAGAAAUAAAUUCAGAAGAAUGGCGUUUUCAGGUCCUUUGAACAAGCCAUCAUCAUUGGUGAAUGGUCCUGUGUUUCUGAAAGGAAAACCUCUCCUGUUUUCAGGACCUUUGUUUAACAAAAGUCCCACAUCAUCACCUCCCAAACUAUCUCCCGGUUCUUCACCUACUAGAAUAUCAUCCCCCAUCAUAAGUGAGCUUCACGAACUUCCUAGACCUCCUCCUACUCAUCAUCACGGUCAACAACUGGUUCAUUCAGGGCCAUUGCCGUCAAUAAGAAAACAGGGAAGUCCGAUUGCAAACAAAUUAUCAGGAUUGAAGAUGGCUCUGCCUCCACCUCUCAUGCUACCACCACCACCAAUACCACCGCAAACAGUGCCGCGUAGUUUCUCAGUUCCCUCUAAUGUGAAAAGGGUGGUGAGUAGUGAAGAAGCAAGAAUAGGAACAGAUUUGUCUUCUCCCCCACUCACACCAAUUGUGUUACCAAUAAUAAUUCAUGCUACUGCUAGUGCUACUUAGAGAGUGUGUGUAUGUGUCCUUAUUCAAACAAUAUGACUGUGUUUAGACUUGGUUUUUAUUUAUUUAUUUAUUAAUGUAUUAAUUGGAAAAUUGAAUUA